AUGGACAGUGGCCGACGCUUCGACGAGUCGACAUUACCACCUCGAACGCGAUCAGCGCGACUACGAAGAAAGCAAACGUCUCCAUUGCAGGCCAAAGACCGGCAGUUGUCGUCGGAGAAGACGCGUCGGUCAGCCAGCCCUUCGAAAGCGGUCUUGGUCAACCAGAUACACGGCGAGAACCACUCGCGUGCCAACACAAUCGAUCGAUUAUCACCUCCAGACGAAGAGCAGGUCGUCAAGCAUGCCGAAGGCGCCGACAUCGAGGGCAGACGGACGAGAGGACGUCCGCCGACCCAGCCACCUCUACAAGAGACCGAUCCUGCGGCAGAGGCCCGUUUGUUAUCGCCUGUGACCGAUGGUAUGGGAAAUAAUGCUAGCAUACUGGAAGAGCCGCAAACAGAAGUUCGGCAGCUAGACGAGAACUCACUAGAGAACGGACAGGUAUCGAGAGACACUGGUCGGACUCCUCAGUCAUCAGACGAUGUGGUUCAGCAAGAGAUUGUACCUCAAGGUGAUGGAACCGUAAUCGGACGAUCGAAACGGAAUGCGGUAUCGCCAGUCACAAGUCCUGCAGAUGGAAGUCAGGAUGAAGCCCGGCCUGCAUCGAAGAGUGUCGAUAUCCCACGGCAGCCCGAUACACCAGACUCGACUCAACGACUUCCCUCGGAUGAUCCAUCGCCAAUGGACAUAGACACCGCUGUGAAGGAAAUGACCGGGCCCGACCCUUCUAGUACUGGACAGCCUACAGCGACAAACGUCACGACCGACAGCGAAUCUCAACGACCUUCCGUACGUGUCAACACAAACGGCGACCACUACUUCGCGAAGCACUUGGUGGAUCAAGCGAUGGUCGAGUCUCCAGUGCCCAUCACUGGUACUGCCGCAACACCUCGCAAAGCCCAGCCGCCCACACCUUCCGCACUUCAAGACUCGUCCAAACGAGCGACACGCAUAUCGUCGGGUGUCCUGCAGAAGAAAUCGGUCUCAGAGAUUCUCAAUGAAGCGCAACGAUCUUCAUCUGACUCGCCAGCGUCCGAGUCCCGCGAGCAGGGCAAUGUGCCCAAGGACAGAUCCAGGCUGUCUACUGUCGUGUUCGCCAAGCCUCAAAAGAACGACACUGAGGAUGCGAUAAGAAUCGACGCCAACGCGGCUGGCUCUUCUGUGGAACGUGAUUAUCUGUACACACUCUUCGAGAACAAGGCGCAUUCAAUGUCGAGAAAUGGAUCGAUGACCUAUCUGAUCAAUAAUGCGCACAAAGCAUUGUCAACAGCAGAUCACCUGGUUGAUUGGGAGCAUCAGAGUCACUGUCGAAUCCUCAAAAGGGUCUAUCAACUCCAGGAAAGAGGACGAUGGGCUCUGCGGCAACUCAAGAGAUCUGAAGAGCCUGCGAGAUCAACCUCGCACUGGGAUAUGCUGCUCGAUCACGCUAAGUGGAUGCGCGCUGACUUUCGCGAAGAGCGAAGGUGGAAAAUGACUAUUGCACGCGGUCUCGCCGAAGAAUGUGCGGAUUGGGUAAACGGCACGUCCGAAGAGCGCCAAUCGAUGCAGGUCAACGUACGACCUCCUAAGAUGUUGGAAGCCAGGGACAGUGGUGUCGAAGAUGUCCCAAUGGAAGAUGACUCAGGCCCGGCGCUGUCCUCGCAUCCGACGCCCGACUUGAUUCCAUCGAAUGAAGACGAUUCGAUGAGCGAAACGGUGCCGGACCCAACAGACAUCAACAUGACUGUCUCACCGGCUGCCAUCUUUGGUCUUGGUGCAUCGGAGUGCACAUUCCACGCCGCGAAGACACAGGCCUUGGACAAGGUAUUGAAUGAGCUGCCGCUCUAUGAGCCAGCUCCCAUUGUGCCGGAUCUAUCCAAGUCUGAUCUCGGCGCGAAGCUGGAUGCCCGGUGGAGGACGGACGUCAUCCCUGUUUCGAAGUAUGCUUACGAGAAAUUGAACGUCAAGGAAGACAUCCGACCAACCAAGAGAAGCCGCUACGAGUACGAUCUCGAGAUGUCGCCAACAAGGAAGACGAAACCAUUGUCACCUCGCGAGAAGAAUGUGGCUCUAUUCAACCCGGAGAACAAGCACAUCCGAGAUCGCAUACAUCCUGGACACGCCUUCCGCCCGCCUUCCGGGGACCCAAUGCCAACGCAGGAGUUCUUCCAGACUCGAAGUUCGUCCCAGUGGACCACAGCCGAGGACGACGAACUCAAGAAGCUUGUCAAGGAUUACUCUUACAACUUCUCGCUGAUUUCAAGCUGCCUCACGACCAGAAGCUUAUAUGUAGCCGGACCCGAUAGAAGAACUCCAUGGGAGUGCUUCGAGCGGUGGAUCGGCCUAGAAGGUCUGCCCGCCGACAUGGCAAAGACGACAUACUUCAGGACGUAUUCUGGCAGGAUCGAAGCUGCAGGCAAGCAUGUGCAAGCGCAAAUCGAAGAGUUGCAGCGCAAAGCUCCCAACAACCCGCCAGUCCCGCCAAGGAAAAAGACAACACAGCCCGUUAGAGUUGAGCGGAAGCGAAAUCAGCGACAUCUCGCCAUGCUGGAUGCUAUGCGGAAACUCUACAGGAAGCGCGAAAACGCUGCUCAGAAGCAGCAGCACAACGCUGAAAUGUCAGCUAUCCGCAAAGCAAGCAGCACAGAGGUCAACAGGCCGCAGGUGCCUUUUACGCGUCCCGCUCAGUUCGCACAACUGCGGCACGAACGCGAUCAAAAGCGUGCUGAACAGCAGGAGAUGUACAAAGCACAGCUGAUGGCACAUCAACGUGCAGCUCAGCAACGUGGCAAUCUUGGUGCGAACGGCCUGCCCAAUGGUAUGCCCAUGGCGCCAAACGGGAUGCGCGGUGCUUCUGGCGGCGUUCCUGGAAUGCCGAACGGGGCCAACAUGCAGGUUCCGAACGGCGGUCGUCCUCAUCCCUCGAUGAUAGCCGCCAUGAACGGUAUGCAGAUGCCGCCGGGCAUGAUGGGCUCCAAUAACAAACAGGUCCAGAUGCAAAUGCAAAUGGCCGCUGCUGCUGCACGAGGCAUGCCCACAUCGCCUGAGCAGGUCCGCAUGAUGCAGCAGGCUGCCAAGCUGCAACAACAACAGCAUGCACUUGCGAUGCAGAAUCAGCAGACCAAUGGUGGCCAGCAAUCUUCUCCCAACGGCGUCACUGCUUCGCUGGCGAACGGCAAUAUGCUCAACGGCGCCGCCUCCCCUUCCACAAAUGUGAAUGGUGUGGGGGCGACAUCUCAAACCUCUCCGCGCUCCGGCCAGCAAGCAACUGGUCCGCUCUCUUCAGGACACAUCCCUGCCGUCACUCAAAUAGCCAACAAGCUACCGAUCGGCGCAAUGAACGCGGGCGCACACGCGAGCAACAACGCUAUGGGUAACCCAGGGUUUCCUCAGGGGCAGAGCAUGCCGCAGUUGACGCCAGAGCAGAUACAGCAGUACCAAGCGCAGCGCAUGCGAGUGCUGGCAGCUCAGCAGGCGCAACAACAGCAGCAAGCCAACGGUGCGGCACCGCGACAGGCUCAGCAGGGCAUGAAUAUGGGCUUACAGGCACCAGCAAUGAUGAAUGCGCAGCAGGGUGGCAUGCCGGCAGGCAGUCCGGUGAUGAACAUGGCCCGACCAGUCAGCCAAGGCCAACUCUCUGCUGCGACCGCACAACAGCAACAGAUGAGUCGUAGUGUGACUCCCAGCGGUCACACUGCAAGAAGCGGCAGCAUCGGCGCUGUUCCUGGCGGCAUGGGCAGCCCAGCGCAAGUGCCCGGACAGAUGGCAACUCGACCUACGAGCAGUAGGGGACAGCAGCAGAACUUGGCUGUGCCCGGACCACAACAGAUGACCAGUCCUAGCCUGGGCGUUGCCGGACCAGCGACACCGCAGAUGCAGCAGCAGUCAAUGGUGCCGCAGGUUGCUCAGGCAGGAGGCGAUGGGGGCUCAUAG
This is a messenger RNA of Cyphellophora attinorum, 3912 nucleotides long. Its product is annotated as Chromatin modification-related protein eaf1. The coding region runs from base 1 to 3912 and encodes 1303 amino acids. The transcript is spliced from 2 exons. Lineage: Eukaryota; Fungi; Ascomycota; Eurotiomycetes; Chaetothyriales; Cyphellophoraceae. The record is from RefSeq and is a predicted model, not a curated record.